This is a messenger RNA of Tachyglossus aculeatus (Australian echidna), 2611 nucleotides long. RefSeq names its product DDB1 and CUL4 associated factor 15 (gene DCAF15). The record is from RefSeq and is a predicted model, not a curated record. Lineage: Eukaryota; Metazoa; Chordata; Mammalia; Monotremata; Tachyglossidae. Gene Ontology annotation, cellular component: Cul4-RING E3 ubiquitin ligase complex. Gene Ontology annotation, biological process: protein ubiquitination. The coding region runs from base 1 to 1902 and encodes 633 amino acids. The transcript is spliced from 13 exons.
AUGGCGCCCAGCUCGAAAUCGGAGCGGAACAGCGGGGCCGGGAGUGCCGGUAGCAGCGGGGCCGGCGGUACCCGAGGAAAGCGGGGGCGACGACGAGACCACAUCCUCAAGUAUCUGGAGAGGGUCAAGAUUAGCGGGAGGCUCUCUCCCCGGCUCUUCCGCAAGCUACCGCCACGAGUCUGCGUUUCUCUAAAGAAUAUUGUGGACGAGGACUUCCUGUGGGCAGGACAUAUUUUCCUGGGCUUCUCCAAAAGCGGCCGCUACGUCCUCUCCUACACCAGCAUCAGUAGCGAUGACGACCUCUCCUUUUAUAUCUACCACCUGUACUGGUGGGAGUUCAACGUCCACAGCAAACUGAAGUUGGUCCGGCAGGUACGGCUGUUCCAGGAUGAAGAGAUCUACAGCGACUUAUACCUGACGGUGUGCGAGUGGCCCAGUGACUCCUCCAAAGUCAUUGUCUUUGGCUUCAACACCCGCUCAGCCAAUAACCUGCUGAUGAACAUGAUGAUGAUGAGCGACGAGAACCAUCGGGAUAUCUACAUCAGCACUGUGGCCAUGCCCCCCCUGACGGGCUGUGUCAACUGCCAGGAUGCCAGCCGCUCCCAUCCAGGUGAACCUAGUGCCCACUGCCUGCAGCACGGAUUCAUGCUGCACACCAAGUACCAGGUGGUGUACCCAUUCCCCACCUUCCAGCCGGCCUUCCAGCUCAAAAAGGACCAGGUGGUCCUCCUCAACACCAGCUUCUCUUUGGUGGCCUGUGCCAUCUCUGUCCACUCAGCAGGUGACAGCAACUUCUGCCAAAUCCUCUAUGAUAGAACCACUAACUCCCCUACUCCUUCCUGUGGGAGCUGCUUCAGCCCCUUGAAAUUCCUGAGCCAAGAGAGCCCCCCGGCUCGCGGUGGCAGUCCCAGCUGCAGCCCCGCCGACUCCGCAGCCAUCCCCCAAGAUGCCGGCUCCCCUGCCAGGGCCCCCGAUCUCUCACCCGCCGUCGCCAAAGCCAAGGAGUUUGUGGCGGACAUCUUCCGAAGAGCCAAGGAAGCCAAGAGUGGUGCCAGUCCUGGGGAGGAACUCCGCCCAUCCCCAGACCCCACCCCAUCGCCAUCCAUUUGCUCCAGCCCUUCGGGCAGCUGCUGUCGCCUGUUCUGUGAGAGCCAGGACUCAGGGAGCUCACCCGACGUGGGGCCUCCGCAGUCUACUCUCGAUUACGUCAACUAUACCAAGCUUCACUACGUCCUGGACCCUGGGGGCCAAGCCGUGCCAGAAGAUGAAUUCGAAGACGAUAAGAUUUCCCUCCCCUUCGUGGUGACCGAUCUGUUGGGCAGGAACCUGCGAGCGAUGAGGGAGCAGGCAGCUUUCCAGGGCCAGUACCUGACGAUAGAGCAGCUGACUCUGGACUUCGAGUAUGUGAUCAACGAGGUGAUACGCAAUGACGCAGCCUGGAGCGGCCAGUUCUGCUCAUUCAGUGACUAUGACAUCGUCAUCUUGGAGGUGUGCCCUGAAACCAACCAAGUCCUCAUCAACAUUGGGCUGCUGCUCUUGGCUUUCCCCUUGCCCGAAGAAGAAGGCCAACCUCGACCAAAGACCUAUCACACGAGCCUGAAGGUGGCCUGGGACCUGAACACUGGCCUCUUUGUCACCGUCAGUGUGGAUGACCUCACUGACGUCAGAGGCCAAACCAGGGCCAGGCUUAGCAGCGUCCCAUGGAGUAAGCCACCCUGUGCCCCACCCAGCGGCAGCGUCUGGAGCUCCUAUCGUAAGAGCUGUGUGGACAUGGUGAUGAAGUGGUUGGUGCCUGAGAACACUAGCAGAUACGUUAACAGGAUGACCAACGAGGCACUACACAAAGGCUGCUCUCUGAAGGUCCUGGCUGACAGUGAGCGAUACACUUGGAUCGUACUGUGAGAGCAGGGAUGUGUGACUCCCACUAGACUGGACACUGACUCAAUUACUACCUCCUCGUUUUGGGUUGAAUUCUUCUGUUUGGGGUUUUAAUUUCUCCUUGCCUGUAGUGUUAGAGCGGGGCCCGUGGCGGCCAGGAAAGGGAAGCCUUGGGGCCCAAGAACCGUGGGGGUGGGGCAGGGCCCGGCUGUUGGCUCAGCGGAACAUCUCCAGAUUUCGACUGUCCGGUUCGGACUCCAUUGGCUCCUCCCCCGUUAGUGUCAAUCGCUUUUAUUUAUGCCUAUUUAACUGGGGGCCGGGGUUGGGCAGGAGACUUUAUUGGCUCAGGUGUAACGAGUGGGCUGGGCUACUGGCAUGGCUGGGUCCCUUUCUGAGGAGCAACAACCUUCCCCAACCCACCUCCCCCACUACCAGAAACGCAGAGCUGGGAGCAGCGGGUUCCUUUUCCAGCCCUUUUUGAGCUCCCCACCGGCAUCACACCCUGGAGCUGAAGGCUUUAGUUUCAUGUUUAUUUUCUUCCGUCUUCUCGGUUCUGCGAGGUUUGUUGGCCGUUUCCUUGAGGAGGUUGGGUGGUUGUUGGUUGUUCCCCCCUGCCCCUCCAUCCCCCACACUUGUUGAAGAGUUACGCAGGCCCCAUCUCCCCUUUUGGUUUUUCCUCCCUCCCUCCCCCUUCCUCUUGUUCUUGUUCAUGUUCAUGAAAUAAAUGUUUUAA